GGUCCCGUUCUCAGCUCAGUGUUGAGUGAGCAGGUGAUGUGCCAGGACUCCCAUUUAUUCACAGAGGACUGUCUGUUCCUGGGUACAAAACACACAGGACAGUUUGUAUUGCUUUUCAAAUACUUUGAUUUUAUUUGAAGUUUUCCACUACAAUGUCAGGGCACUCGCUGGUCUCUGGCUCCUUUGCCAUAGCAGAUUAUGUGGUUUUUGCUCUCAUGUUGGUGGUGUCUGCUGCUGUUGGGGUCUACUACGCGUGGACUGACAGGAACCAGAGAAGCUCUGGGGACUUUUUAAUGGGGGGCCGCAGACUGACGGCCCUGCCGGUCUCACUGUCCCUGAGUGCCAGCUUCAUGUCAGCCAUCACUGUGCUGUCUAAUCCAGCUGAGGUAUACCGAUAUGGAGCAAACAUUGGAUUUUAUGCUCUGUCUUAUAUGAUAACAAUGCUGGUCACCUCUGAGGUCUUUCUCCCCGUCUUCUACAAGCUAGCCAUCACCAGCACUUAUGAGUAUUUGGAGCUGCGUUUCAACAGAGCAACCCGCCUGCUGGGAACAGUGCUCUUCAUUGUUCAGACAAUCCUCUACACAGGAAUAGUCAUUUAUGCUCCAGCUCUUGCUUUAAACCAAGUGACUGGCUUGGAUCUGUGGGGUGCGGUCAUUUCAACUGGUGUGGUUUGUACCUUUUACUGCACAAUGGGUGGUCUAAAGGCAGUGGUGUGGACAGAUGUAAUUCAGCUUGGUGUCAUGCUUGCAGGUUUCAUAACUGUGAUCAUCCGGUCUGUGGUCUUACAAGGUGGAGUCAUUAACAUCAUCUCAGACUCACAACAUGGAGGAAGACUAAAUUUCUUGGACUUUGAUGCAAACCCUUUGAGGAGAAACACUUUUUGGACUUUAACUAUUGGAGGGACAUUUAUUUGGACCAGUGUCUAUGGGAUCAACCAGGCCCAGGUUCAGAGAUACAUCUCAUGCAAGACCAUGACUCAUGCCAGACUUUCCUUGUACAUCAACCUGUUAGGCCUGUGGUCCAUCUUGCUGUGCUCAGUGUUUGCAGGAAUGUGCCUCUACUCGGUCUAUAAAAGUUGUGACCCAUGGACCACAGGACUCAUCUCUGCUCCUGAUCAGCUGAUGCCAUAUUUGGUGAUGGACAUCUUGGCGGACUACCCUGGCCUUCCUGGACUAUUUGUUGCAGCAGCGUAUAGCGGAUCCCUGAGCACAGUGUCUUCCAGUAUAAAUGCACUGGCUGCAGUGACAGUGGAGGACAUCAUCAGACCCCACACCAACAUGUCUGAGAAACAUCUGUCUUGGAUCUCAAAAGGGAUGAGUCUUUUUUAUGGAGUUGUAUGCAUUGGGAUGGCUGGACUGGCCUCACUAAUGGGGGGCAUCUUGCAGGCAACCAUCAGUAUUUUUGGGGUCAUUGGUGGUCCUCUACUCGGCUUGUUCACAUUGGGCAUCCUCUGUCCAUUUGCCAACUCCAAAGGAGCUUUGACAGGUCUUGUGUCAGGGCUGGCUGUGUCUCUGUGGGUGGGAAUUGGAGCCCAGAUAUACCCUCCCCCGCAUACGAUGAGCCGGCCUCUGCCGUUGUCCACUGACGGCUGUAACUUCACCACAACAAGCAGCAAUAACUGGACAUCCACUGUUCUCCCAACACAACAAAGCUUCACCACUGCAAUCCCAGUUCACAUUGAUGUCAAGCCUGUGCUUGCAGACUGGUACUCCUUGUCCUACCUUUACUUCAGCCCAGUUGGAACCAUUAUAACCAUUGGUGUGGGACUGAUAGUCAGUGUGAUAUCAGGAGGUUGUAAGCUGAAAGUGGAGCCCAGGCUAACAAUAAUGAAAGAAGAUACAACUCUUUAUUACUUAAUCAAGUGUUUCAAAGGCAGAGUCAAGAGGCGCAGUGGGAAGCUUGAUCUGAAGAACAGAGAGAAGAAAUUUGGCAACACUAAUCCUGCUUUCAAUGAUGUUGAGCUGGACUUAACAAAAAGCAGUGUUGCCCCAUGAAAUGUAUUUCAUAUUAUAGUAGGUUAUACAAUUUUUGUGCAUUGAAACAGUUUUUCCAUGAGUUUAUAAAAGAGUUGUCCAUGAAGAAAUGGAACAACGCUGUGACUGUAAAACACAAAUAGAAAAAUCCAUUAGGUUAAAUUACUCUUAAAUAAAAUAAAGAACACAACUAGGAAUCAUAAUUUAUGCAGAAAAAAGGGAAAAUUAGUGAAGCACAAAUGAAAAGAUCCACAGGGUUCAGUUAUCAUCACAGAGUCAGCUGAAACAGGGAGGAGCAUUUAUUGGAAAAAAAUGUUUUUAGCAUUUCUGUGCAAUGAACUUUGAAAUACGCUUUGAUGAAAUAAACAUAACAUGACCAUACGAUUAACACCAAACCCAUGUUAGCUUACACAUGCCAUGUUUAUCCAUGUUUCUGGCAUAUCUAUAAUCAAGCUUGUUUUAGGAUUUUAUGCAAAAGGAACACCACCGAUCCAGAAAUCUGGAAUUUACUAAUGGGGAUUUUUUCAGCAACCUAAUGACUAUCAUGUCAUAUUUUUUUUGCAUUUCCUUGUACGGUCUCACUCUCCAGGCUGUGCACAUCAAAUAGAUGGGGCAUGUUAUCCACAACAACCAUUUAAACUGAAAUCUUUUGAACUGGAAUUGUCAGUCUUAGUUUUACUUGACCUCAGUGCUCCAUUUGAUACAGCUGACCACAAUAUAUUAUUCAAACAACUGGAGACCUGGAUGGGCCUCGCUGGCACAGUACUAAACUGGUUCAAAAUGU
Messenger RNA from Melanotaenia boesemani (Boeseman's rainbowfish), 2757 nucleotides. It is a transcript of the gene slc5a8, whose product is annotated as solute carrier family 5 member 8. The record is from RefSeq and is a predicted model, not a curated record. Gene Ontology annotation, biological process: sodium ion transport; propanoate transmembrane transport. Gene Ontology annotation, cellular component: membrane. NCBI's taxonomy places the organism in Eukaryota, Metazoa, Chordata, Actinopteri, Atheriniformes, Melanotaeniidae. Gene Ontology annotation, molecular function: organic acid:sodium symporter activity. The transcript has 17 exons. The coding region runs from base 153 to 1994 and encodes 613 amino acids.